This is a messenger RNA of Rosa rugosa (rugosa rose), 1089 nucleotides long. RefSeq names its product TATA-box-binding protein 2. NCBI's taxonomy places the organism in Eukaryota, Viridiplantae, Streptophyta, Magnoliopsida, Rosales, Rosaceae. The transcript has 10 exons. Gene Ontology annotation, molecular function: DNA binding; RNA polymerase II general transcription initiation factor activity. Gene Ontology annotation, biological process: DNA-templated transcription initiation. The record is from RefSeq and is a predicted model, not a curated record. Bases 315 to 923 code for a protein of 202 amino acids.
GGCGGCCUCCAUAAGCUCCCAGAUCUUUCCCAACAACCAAACACAAAACGCUCUCCUCUCCUCUCUUCUCCUCAUCUCUUCUUCUCUCAUCAGAUCCUUUUAUCUCUCUCUUUUUAAGCUCCCCAAUACAAAUCUCUGGUCCUCUCUUGUAUAAAACACAUCCAAAUUCAAAAUCUUCCCGCUCCUCCCUUUUCCGUUCGAUUUUCCCCAAAUUUAAAUCGCCGCAGAUCUGUGCAACCUCUUUCAAGAGACUAGAGAGAGCGGAAGAAGCGCAAGGUCUUGACUAGAAUAACUAAAGAAAGAAAAAGAAGGGAAUGGCAGAACCAGGGUUGGAGGGCAGCGGAAGCCAACCUGUAGAUCUCAAGCAACAUCCUUCUGGGAUCGUCCCUACUCUUCAGAAUAUUGUGUCCACAGUCAAUUUGGACUGCAAAUUGGAUCUUAAGGCCAUUGCGUUGCAAGCUCGUAAUGCAGAAUACAAUCCCAAGCGUUUUGCAGCUGUGAUUAUGAGAAUAAGAGAACCGAAAACUACUGCACUGAUAUUUGCAUCUGGUAAAAUGGUUUGUACAGGAGCUAAGAGUGAAGUACAAUCGAAAUUGGCAGCACGGAAGUAUGCUCGAAUCAUUCAGAAACUUGGUUUUCCUGCCAAGUUCAAGGACUUUAAAAUCCAGAACAUAGUUGGUUCUUGUGAUGUUAAAUUCCCCAUAAGACUCGAAGGUCUGGCAUAUUCCCACGGUGCCUUCUCAAGUUAUGAACCAGAACUGUUCCCUGGCUUGAUUUAUCGAAUGAAACAACCAAAGAUUGUGCUUCUUAUCUUUGUGUCUGGAAAAAUUGUUCUCACAGGAGCAAAGGUAAGAGGUGAGACAUACGAAGCCUUUGAGAACAUAUACCCAGUUCUUACAGAAUUCAGGAAAAAUCAGCAGUGAUUAGUAUUGGGAAGAACCAAGGUACAAUUGUGUUUCAGGAAGGUCUUCCAAGAUGUAUGGAAAUGUGGAAAUGGAAUGCACAGGGGUUGAAUUGGACUGUAAAUAAGUAGAUUGUGCAUUGUUUGAUCAGUCAAUGAAAGAAAAAUAGAGACUCGUUAUUCCGUUC